Coregonus clupeaformis (lake whitefish) is the source of this 4280-nucleotide messenger RNA. Its product is annotated as disks large homolog 4. Gene Ontology annotation, cellular component: neuromuscular junction; neuron projection; postsynaptic density membrane. Gene Ontology annotation, biological process: AMPA glutamate receptor clustering; chemical synaptic transmission; postsynaptic neurotransmitter receptor diffusion trapping. NCBI's taxonomy places the organism in Eukaryota, Metazoa, Chordata, Actinopteri, Salmoniformes, Salmonidae. The transcript has 20 exons. Gene Ontology annotation, molecular function: kinase binding. The coding region runs from base 891 to 3056 and encodes 721 amino acids. The record is from RefSeq and is a predicted model, not a curated record.
CCGCCGCCGCAGCAUAAACUGCAUCUCAGUGAGCACAGUACGGGGGGACACGGGAUAUUCGCUCAGAAAGAGAGACUACAGCGGGCUGUUCUAAAACAGAGGAUGGAGCUCGAAUGGAGAGAACGUUAGCGCUCCUCAGAAUAUAGAAUAACGGAGCACAUUUUAGAUAUCCAGGGACGAAUGUGUUUAGAGCUUGUUUUCCCAAAUUAGAUGCAACCAUAUUCAGUGUGACAUGAAUGGCAAAUAAGUAGCCCGUUCGUAGGCUAAUUUUAGUCCAUGGCAGCUCUUCCAAAUAGCACUAUUCCUGAUAUUUGAGAAGUAGGCUAAUUAUUAGACAGACAGGUAGGCUACAAUCCCACUCAAACUGCCGACUCCACACUUGGAUUACACAGCAGGAGGAGAAAGGAACACUGUCGCCGGAGUCCAAACUCUCCUCCGGCUCUCCGGAGUUAUUUUUGUACCCAGACCGUGACUUUGACAACCCCGGAUUUAAACGUGUUUUUCUGGCUUUGAAUGUAAAGCUAUCUGCGUUCCUAGCCCAAUGCUUGAUAUCAGGGGUAUUGUUGAGAUUUUUGGCUUUCUAUUGUUGAAAUAAUUUUGCAUGAGUUGAAUGUUCAUGUUUAGUAGGCGUAUUGGGUUAUUUUGAGAUCUUCUCCGGUUAUACGGACACUCCUAAUAAUGUUGGCUUGUGGCAGACAGACUGCCUUGAUAUCGUCUUUGAUAUCAUAAGUGUUUAUGCAUUGUCAUAUUUUUUGGAGAGGAAACGCCCCUUCAGCGCACCUCCUCUCUCUCUCUCUGCCACCCACUCACCCGGCUCGUCCAUAAUUUUUGAAGGUGAACGGUGUUUGUUAGGUUCCACAAGGCGGCUCAGUGUUCAGCACUCAAGCAGGAUGUUCAUCUCGGUGUGGUAUGCCAAAAAAAUGGGUCGGCGGUUCAUCAACAACGUCCGGAAAGCCAAGAAGCUUCCGCACCAUAUAAUGGGAAAUUCUCCUCCAGUGGUGGUGAACACUGACACACUUGACGGCUCCCCCUACAUCAACGGGACAGAGGGGGAAAUUGAGUAUGAAGAGAUUACACUAGAAAGAGGUAACUCAGGCCUGGGUUUCAGUAUAGCUGGGGGAACGGAUAAUCCUCAUGUUGGUGAUGACCCCAGCAUCUUCAUCACCAAGAUCAUCCCUGGGGGAGCUGCGGCCCAGGACGGACGGCUGAGUGUGAAUGACAGUAUCCUGUUUGUGAAUGAUGUUGAUGUGAGGGAGGUGACCCACAGUCUGGCUGUAGAGGCUCUGAAGGAGGCGGGGGCUAUCGUCCGCCUCUACGUGCUGCGCAGGAAACCAGCCGCAGAGAAAGUUACAGAGAUCAAACUCAUCAAAGGGCCCAAAGGUUUAGGUUUCAGCAUCGCUGGAGGGGUGGGUAACCAGCACAUUCCAGGAGACAACAGCAUCUAUGUCACUAAGAUCAUCGAGGGUGGAGCUGCUCACAAGGACCAGCGGCUGCAGAUAGGGGAUAAGAUACUGGCGGUGAACAGUGUGUGUCUGGAGGACGUGAUGCAUGAAGAUGCAGUGGGAGCCCUGAAGAACACAGCUGAGGUGGUUUACCUCAGGGUGGCCAAACCCAACAACCUCUACCUAAACUCCUACAACCCCCCUGACCUCACCAGCACAUACUCCCCUCACAUGGACACAGAUCUUGGCCCCAGCUACCUUGGAUCAGAUUACCCACAAGCCCUCACUCCCACCUCACCCAGUCGCUUCUCUCCAGUGUUGCACAGCUUGAUGGGGGAUGAAGACCUUCCCAGGGACCCUAGGAGAGUGCUGAUCCACAGGGGUUCUACAGGCCUGGGUUUUAACAUCGUGGGAGGAGAGGAUGGAGAGGGCAUCUUCAUCUCCUUCAUCCUGGCAGGGGGGCCUGCCGACCUGAGCGGAGAGCUGCGCAAGGGCGACCAGAUCCUCAGCGUGAAUGGAGUGGACCUACGUAUCGCCACCCAUGAGCAGGCUGCAGCAGCCCUGAAGAACGCUGGCCAGACUGUCACCAUCAUCGCCCAGUACAGACCAGAGGAAUACAGCCGUUUCGAAGCGAAGAUCCACGACCUGAGGGAACAGCUGAUGAACAGCAGCAUGGGUUCUGGUCAGACGACACUGAGGAGCAACCCCAAGAGAGGCUUCUACAUAAGGGCCCUGUUUGACUAUGAUAAGACAGCAGACUGUGGUUUCCUGAGCCAGGCGGUGGGCUUCAGGUUUGGUGACGUGCUCCAUGUCCUGGACUGUGGUGAUGAGGAGUGGUGGCAGGCCAGACGGGUCAGCCCCCAGACAGAUGCUGAGGAGAUCGGCUUUAUUCCCAGCAAACGCAGGGUAGAAAGGAAAGAGUGGUCUCGCAUGGGCACAAAAGAAAGGGAUCGCAGUCGAGACAGCCUCGGGUCUCAAGGGAGGGACGAUUCUCAACACAGCUAUGAAACAGUCACACAAGUGGAGGUCCAUUAUGCCAGGCCCAUCAUAAUAUUGGGUCCUAUAAAGGACAGGGUAAAUGAUGACCUGCUGUCUGAGUUCCCUGACAAGUUUGGAUCUUGUGUCCCUCACACCACGCGGCCCAAGCGUGAGUACGAGGUGGACGGGCGGGACUACCACUUUGUGUCGUCACGGGAACAAAUGGAGAAGGACAUCCAGAGCCACCGCUUCAUCGAGGCGGGCCAGUACAACAGCCAUCUGUACGGCACCAGCGUUCAGAGCGUCCGCGAGGUGGCAGAGCAGCAGGGGAAACACUGUAUACUGGAUGUGUCAGCCAAUGCUGUCCGCAGACUACAGGCCGCUCAGCUCCACCCUAUCGCCAUCUUCGUCCGGCCCAAGUCACUUGAGAAUGUCCUAGAGAUCAACACUCGUCUGACAGAAGAGCAGGCCAGGAAGGGUAUGGACCGCGCUCUCAAACUGGAACAGGACUUCCUAGAGUGCUUCUCAGCUGUGGUGGAAGGAGACAGCUUCGAGGAGGUUUACCACAAGGUGAAGACGGUGAUCGAGGAGCAAUCAGGGCCUUACAUCUGGAUCCCCACCCGGGAGAGGCUGUGAGGCUGCCCCAUAACCCACCUCCACCCCCCAACCACCCUCAGACAGUCUGCCCUCCAGCCCAACCAGCGUUUAAAGAGACAGACAUAGAAACACAGACGGACAGACAGACAGACAGACACAGAAACACAGAGAGAUAGACAUGAGAGUAUUUAAUAAAUAUUCAUAUAUAAUCAAUGUGUGGUGAGUACUGAGAAAGACUGGAGAGGGGUGACCCAGUUUGAUGUGGCAGGGCGGGGCGGGGCGGGGGGCGUCCCCGGGAUAAGCACAGGGUAAAUUAUCUGCCAUCUCUCCCUCUCUGUCUCUCUCAGUCUCAUUGGCUGCCUUUGACAUCCCCGCCGACAAGGUGGCAAAACCAUCAGCAUCCAUCUGAUCCUUCCUUUGUUAUAUCCCUUAGGCUUCUCUCCUCCUCCUGUCUCCUCUCUCUCUGUUCAGGACAUGAAAAUGAGGGAGAGAGAGAGAAGGAGAGUGCAUAGACUAUGGAAGGGCACACAGAUACUAUUGAGUUCCUCUAAUCCAGAGGAGGCGCUUUUCUAGUGAAAAGGCUUUGCUCUAUGAACAACACCCCACUAACCAAGACUGGCAUUCGCUCAAUCACCCACGAAAAGCAUUGCAAGGACAUCAAAAGCAGCACAAAUUAAAACUCAAAAGUUGAACUUGCGCAUGCGUCCUCAAAGAACUCAGAGAUGGGAGUUGAGGAAAAUGACGGAUAUUAAGAAGAAUGAAUAGAGAAAAAGAAGAAGAGAAAUGACUUGGAGGUGUGUCCCACCCGUCUUUCCGUUUCCCCCGCCGUUUGGUGGGGGAGUUUUUAGCAUGUCUCAACAGAGAGGAGCAGAGCAGUGCAGACAGAGAAAAAGGGGGGUGUCUUUCUUGUGUGCAAACUCACUGUGUGCAUUGACAAUGGAAGACCUCACAUAGUGUAACCUCUGGGUCUCUUCUGUACCGCACACACAGUCAGCCGUACAGUAGUGCCAUUCUAAUCCACCUGGCUGUUCUCCAAAAGCACUGGUUGUUCUGACCUGUUUGUAACAGGCAGGCAGAUCCCAGGCUGAAUGUUCUCUUAGUGCACAACAGCAGAGUUCUUAUGUUCAGCUCUUUAGUGUUAAGAGCACCGCAGCCAAUUCUCUGAUCACUCUUCCAAAAAGACCCCUCAACAACCCACACACAGUGUUCUCACUGGCCACUCUGAGCAGUGGUGUGUGUGUGUGUGUGUGUGUGUGUGUGUGU